This is a messenger RNA of Aplysia californica (California sea hare), 10861 nucleotides long. RefSeq lists its product as uncharacterized. Gene Ontology annotation, molecular function: guanyl-nucleotide exchange factor activity. Lineage: Eukaryota; Metazoa; Mollusca; Gastropoda; Aplysiida; Aplysiidae. The record is from RefSeq and is a predicted model, not a curated record.
GUGCGUUCUUCGUGAUCUGAGCGCACAUUCCGCUUUCCGUUUGAGUAAAGCAGAGACAAGCGAGUGAGGCGACUGACUCAUUCACAGUGUUUCUUUUCGGACUACACAGACAUUCUGGAGGUUCAUACUCAGUGCCAUCAAGUGCUGACUGAUGGUGACAUGUUCUUGUGAUGAUGCCGUUGUGGGCUCGGUGUGGCUUGCAAGAGAGAGAACACAGACUUGCGACGAGACAGGACGAAACUGAUGAUAGUGGAGGUGAGGAAUUUGUGAACUCCGGCCAAAAUAGUGGUGUUGAUAAACUCAGAGAGGGCAAGGGUCAGGGUCAGGCUAGUAGGAAAGAUGGAAGCGAAGGAGGACGAGGAAAACAGGGUGACGGGUUAGAAGAAGAAAGCGGAAAUGCUCAAAUUGCUGGAGGAGGAGGAGGGGGAGGAGGAUCUUUCGAGGGCAUCGUGAGAAACGUUGCCAACUUGCUUUCGGACACUUUCUUGGGAUACUUCAGGUCUACACAGAAAACGCCACCUGCACCCUCGUCUCUUUCGCAACUUGAUUCGACGGCAACUGCGAACAGCGAUGAUGAAGAAACGAUAACCUCUCUCACAUCGUCACCAUCAUCUUCAUCGUUGACGCCUACGGAGAAAUCCCAGCAUGAGUCUUCUACAUUGGCGACUGACCGCAGCCAAGCGGCGGUCUCGGAGUGCUCCGACACUGACGCAGAUUCUCUUAUUAUUCUCGCGGAUACAGACAGUAUCCAGUCUGGGUCUCUGCAAUCGACAGGGAGUAAAGAGCAGAAGAGCCCGGGGUUGCCGCGGGACAUCGAAGAGAUCCUGACGUCCACGCUUGGUGCGCUGUAUGGCCGAGCCACCCCAGCCGCGGUACAACAGGCGUGGGACGUGCUCAGCGAGUGCUAUGACGGGGAUGGUCGGAGGUUCAAACAUGAGUAUCUGGAACCCGUGCUGGGCCUGCUUCAGAGGCUGCAGGAGAUUCAGGCUGUCCAUAGCGAAUGUCCGACUAACACUUGGCCACUGAGCGUGGGCAGUUCCGUGGUGGUCCAUCUCUCACGCCGCAACUGUCGCUACCUGCGGGACAUCGGAGACUUCUGCGUGUGCGCUGUGGUAGCCGACAGGUCUCAGCCCAACAGCGCGCGCCUCGUUUCCGCCGACUGCGGCGCGGCAGACGGACGCCACCCUGGCGCCAGCAGCCCCGAGGCUUCUUCUUCUUCUUCUUCAGACGACAACAGUUCUCCGCCGCUGGAGCCGAGACUGCUGUUGUGCGACCUAACGUUCGACGGCCUGGUAGAGAGACGCGUCGAUGAGCGUGAGUUUGCCGCCGUGUUGACCAUGGACUGGGCGCGCCGCGUUCGGGACGCGCCGGACCACGAGCUGUCUCUAGUGCUGCGACAGUGUAUGGUCGCCUCCGAGUACACCGUCCGCCACCUGCGCUGGGAUGACUUGCCGCAGUUUGACCCCGGCAAGCAGGGCGUCGUCGGGGAUAACCUCAACCGCAAUAACUCUGGCUCCACGCAGAGUAAGACCGGAGACAGAAGGGAACCCUCCUCCCCCACAUCCACACAACCUGACACAACGGAAGGUAGGGAACUAGCUGGUCUGACAGGAACCAACAAAACCCUACAGGGUUACUCCGCACAGCGCAAAGAUGUGGGCGUUCCGCUGCCGGACUCCACAGUAGACGAGUCUUCUACAGACCCGCCGACGCCUCACGCCACUCUCAGUCCUCCGAGCGCUGUAGGCGUCAAAACCCCCGCCGCUCCCAAAGAGCACGACCUCGGCUACGAUCUCACCUUCCACACGUGCCCGAACUCGCCUGCCAGCCCCCAGUAUUCCUCCUCCCCGAAGUCACCCUCGACUUGUUCACCCACCUCGUCAAUAGCAUUGUCGAAUCAAAACGCCUCUACAGACACUGUACAUCAAUCUUCCCCAAAUCCAUCCUCGCCUCUUUGCUUCCCUCGUGAGGACUCGUCGUCCUCUUCACCUCCUCGUGGUGCGGCACAACAACAACAUGACUCGUCCUUAUUGUCAUCUUCAUCACCGCCACUGUCAGCAUCACCUCCUCGCAAUGACCCCCGACCAGAAAUCCCCGCGAAAUCCCCCACCUCCUCCCCCGCCCCACCCGACUCCCCCCAGCCUUCGCUACCUCCUCGGUGUCCACAACAAUCGUCACCAUCGCCGUCGGGUCAUUCACCCUCUUCUGUAUCAUCGUCCUCAUCACCUUCCUCUUCCUCCCCCUCACCCUCCCAGCCUCCUAACGUGUAUGGCACGUGGCACGGGCGUGGUGGCAAAGACUCAGCUCACAGGCGGACCCCGCAGAGCGCAACUCCCCGAGCUCCCAUGGAUAGUAGCAGUAGCCACAACAGCAGUGGCGCCCCAGAUAAUACCUAUGCCACCCUUGGAGUAAAGCACAGUCGCCAACACAGCUCUGCCUCAUGCAGCUCACAGCACGAUUCCGGAGUGGAGAACCCGGCCCCCAUGCAGCGCACGGUGAGCAGCAGUUACCUGGUCCGGCGCCGUCUGCCUGUGCCCGCCUCUGUGGCUGACGUGGACAACGAGCUGCUGCACUCCGGCGUCGCCAUCUUGCCUGGCUGUCGUGACGAGGAUAGGCGUAGCCUGGUGUACAUCUUCACGUGCAGCAGUCUGUGGCAGGAGCGCCGGGUGAGGAGCACAGAGCUGGCCGAACUGCUCAUCUACUACCACACCGUGCCCAGGAAAUGCCAGUCCGGCAAAGGUCUCGCUGUGGUGGCAGACAUACGAGGGUCAACCACCUCCACCAUCAACAUCCUGUUGGAGGCUCUCUACCUAUUUCAGGACAAUGUGCCAGAGGGAAUCUCCAUAGUGCACCUGUUUGCCGACAGAGCCACGCAGUCCUACGUGAUUAAAUCUCCUCUGUAUGACUCCAAGGCCAGUGUUAAUGUGAUCAGCUGGUUGUCCGAGGAUGGGGGUUCGAUACUUCAACGUUACCAAGUCACAGCGGACAAUCUCCGAGCUGUCCGACACCAGCAGAAAGAUUUCGAGAAAUUUUAUUUCUCUGCUAUGUCGUACAUCGAGAAGGGCAAUGAUCUCCUAGAGGAAGCCAGCAUGCUGAGCCAAUGUGGCAACUUCUCUGAGGCCACGGGCUACAAGGACCUGUCCAAGACGCUCAAGCGGCAGCUGCAGGUCUUCACGGGGCAGCUAGAGGAUGCGAGGGAGAAGAUAGAGGGCACUGCUCGCUGUUACCAUCUACUGGACAAGAGCUACGAGUGGGCGCUGGAGGCCAUGAAGUACGUGUCGAGCAUGCGCAUGGAGCACAGCGCCACGGCCGAGGGCCUGGACAAGCUGCUGCGGAGCCUGAACGUGUAUCUGGCCGAGCACCCGCCCGUGUCCGAGGAGAACUUUGCCGCCAUGCUGGACGCUGCUCAGAGGCUUCACAACGAGAAACUGUUGGAGCAGUGCCGGGUGGCCAAAGCCAGGUGUCAGGAGACCCAUCAGCUCUUACAGCUGCGACAGACAACUCUCCGCCGUGCCCGGAACCAGAUGGAGGUGGAGCAGGCUCUCAAAGAGGGCGACUCUGAGGCCAGCAGCAGAUGCAGCACUCACUCCACCCCCGCUGCCCCCUCCUCCCCGUCAGUGUUCGACGUCCACGAGAUGGCCAAGCCCAUCGCCCACAUCUCCGAGGACAUCCACAGCGACUACCGCGACAUGGUACACAGCAGCUCCUCAUCCUCCUCCCCCCACCACCGCCUAGAGCAGUCCUCCUCUGUGUUCACCACCCCGCCGUCGUUCUCGUUUGAGCGGACGCCCAUGGACUCGGUUUCCUCCUCUUCUUCAUCAUCAAUGUCAUCUUCAGCGCUACGCGGGGGUGGCGAUGGAGAGGAUGGGGAAGGACGUUCCUUCUGGGAGCCGAAAGACUCUAGCACUCCGACUGGAGGCUUUACGAACAUGCAGCAAGGCGGAGGUGAUGGUGAAAGUGUUGGUGGUAGUGAAGCAGGUAGUGACAGUUCUUCAACGAAGCCUUGUCCACGUGCAGGUAAGCAGUACGGGUUCAGAUCUGAGGAGAGUCAUCCUAGUCACAACAGCUCGUCAUCUGGUAGAGUGUGCGGAGAGGGCGCAUCUGACAGCUCUGGCGCGUCCACUCCGGAAUUUCGUUCCCCAAUGGUGCCUGUGAGUCCGCAGCACCGCCACAAUGUGAGGGCGGUAAGAGACAGGAUGGCUGUACAACAGCCGCUACAUUCCUCAGGUGGACCUCAGAUGUCAUCAUCAUUGUCACCCUCCCACAUCCUGCCUCCAUCACCGAUGACAAUGCCGCCGCCUCUCUCCCCAGCCUCUUCGUCUUCCUCAUCUUCAGCAUCUUCCUCCACCACCGUGCCCCACUAUGCCCCCCUCACCGACACACCCCCAUCCUCUUCACCCCGACCAAGACUAUACGAACCCUCCCCAUCCUCCUCGCCUAUCUCUCGCCUCUACAACAGCUCGCCAACACGAUCGUCGGCCACUUCCGUUGCUCGUGGAUCUGCUGCUGGCAAGCUUGCCUUAGGCCGUACCAUCUCCCAGCCCCCAAAUGUCUCACCUUCUCACCAGGGUGUCACAAGCCCAAGACCCCUCCACAGCCUGCCUUCUGGCCUACCACCUGCAUCUUCACGACCACUCAAGAAAAUCCUGAAGCGUGCAAGCACUGCACCCAUUCCUAUGCUGGGUUCGCCUAUCUUGGAAGAGGAUCCCCAGCAGUUAAUGACCGCCAGUUUUGGCAGCCCAGGAGGGGGGCGGGAGGGGGAGGACAACGAGGGCGGACGACAGGAGAGAAGCGCCAAGUCCCUCAGUAUGAUCACUGGCAGCUCAGAGUCUCUGCCCAGCAUGGCUGAAGAGGAUGAGUCUCAGCUGGAUGCCAGCCCAUCCCACGAGGGUCAGGAAGGGGACAGAGCCUCCACGGGAAACAUCCGGGACUGGACACCCAUACCGGUCAACACACACCUCCACCGGUCAGCUCAGAGUACACCCACGGGGCCCAUGGCAGACCUGAGGCUGUCAGAAGCUGAGAUGAAGAGCAGAAGGACGGUCUCGCUGAUCAUGUCUGAGAUGAUACAGACGGAGCGAGACUACGUGCGCGCCUUACAGUUCAUCACAGACCACUACGUGCCAGAGCUGCAGCGCGAGGACGUCCCACAGAUGCUGCGGGGCAAGAGGACAGUCAUCUUCGGCAACUUGGAGAAGAUCCAGCAGUUCCACGGCCAGUACUUCCUGCGUCACUUGGAGGCCUGUCAGAACCAGCCCUUCCUAGUGGGACAGUAUUUCCUGCAGCAUGAGACUAUGUUCUACCUGUAUGCCUUGUACAACAAGAACAAACCCAAGUCUGAUACUCUGAUGAUGGAGUUUGGAAAAGAUUUCUUCAGAGAAAAACAGCUGGAGCUGGGUGACAAAAUGGACCUGUCCAGCUAUCUCCUGAAGCCUGUGCAGCGUAUGGGCAAGUACGCCCUGCUGCUCAAACAGCUGCUGAAGGAGUGCAACGAGACUGAGCCCGAGUACCCUGAGCUGAGGGCUGCUGAGGAAAUGGUCAAGUUCCAACUUCGUCAUGGCAACGACCUUCUGGCAAUGGACUCUCUAAGGGAUUGUGAUGUGAACCUCCAGGAGCAGGGCCGACUGUUGAGACAGGAGGAGUUCCUCGUGUUCCAGGGUCGCAAAAAGUCCAUGAGGCGCAUCUUCCUGUUUGAGGACCUUAUCCUGUUCAGCAAGACUCGCCGUGGGAGGCAGGGCCAACACGACAUUUAUGUGUACAAGAACAGUUUUAAGACUGCCGACAUUGGAAUGACAGAGAAUUUUGGUGAUUCUGGGUAUAAGUUUGAGAUCUGGUUUCGGCGAAGGACCAUUGGAGACAAUUACAUCUUGCAAGCGCCCAACUCUGAAGUGAAAAAGGCAUGGGUGAAGGAUAUCUCCAGGAUAUUAUGGCGUCAAGCAAUCCGCAACAGAGAAUCUCGUAUCAAUGAGCUGGCCACCAUGGGUAUCGGCAACAAGCCCUGUCUGGACAUCAAGCCCAGCGAAGACAACAUCCAGGACCGCUCUAUCAACGUCUCCCUCGGCAACAGGGGAGCUCGCACAAGAAAUUCUAUAGCAGUGUCAUCCUUUGACUAUCUUCGUAACGGAAACAAACGACCUCAUUCCAUCAUCUCAGUCAGUUCAACAUCAUCUUCUGGGUCGAGUCAGUCAUCCUUUGGCUUGCUGGGAUCUCUAAAUCUGGCUUUUGACCCCUUAGACAGCCCUCGGUUGAACCGACGGUCUUUUAUUUCAAGUGAGAGUGGUAUAGUGACUGAUGGGGACACAUCUGUGGGCGACGUGGGCAGCGAGAAUCGAGGUCCCAGCCCACGGCGGGCUAGUCAAGGGGCGCCUCCCUCCUCCGCCAUGCGCUCCUAUUUCGAUGUGAUGAAGUCACGAGUCCUCAAACAGAAGUUUUCUGACCAAGUGUACACAGAUGUAUGAUAGCCGAGACAAGACAUGUGCACUACACAGCCCGCUGAAGGGGAGAUUUUCAUUCUUGGACCACAGCAGCUGAACUUCGUGCAAGCUGGCACAGUUCUUAUGUUGGCAGACAUAUUAAACAAACACACGCAGAUGUAUGCUCACACAUACACAUGCGCUGGCACGGACAUGAAUACACAGAUCCACAAGCACACGCGUGCAUGAGUGUGUGCACACACACCCACCUCUGAACUCACAUUGAGACAGGACAGUGUGUUCAUUUACUGUAAUCAAGAAGAGGCGACUCGGUUCCUCUUACUGUUGUCAAUUCACAGGCUAAUUUUUUGUCUGGACAGACCUGGAUUAAGGAACUCAAAAAUAGACAAAUGGUCAGCUCUCUGUUUUCUCCAAUAUUGUUCCCAUCGCAUAUGACUGUGCUCACAGCUCUAGCUAGAGUACAAAUAUUUUUUGUUGUGGGGGGAGGGGGGGGAGGGGUGUUGUUUGGGAUUGUUACUUGUUCUUUUUCUCUUAUUAAGUGAAUGGUUAAGUCGAGUAAGUGACAGCGAGUCUUAAAGCUCUGUAUUUUCACUUUGCUCUUGAUUCUACAAGUGUUCUGAUCUCAUGUACUGUGCAAGUCCAGUUUGGUACAACUCGGGGGAGUUCAGAGAAGACACUUGGGAGACUUAAAAUAUUGUACUGCUGUCUUGUUUAUUUAAGGUUAAUUUUUGUUUAGAAUUCUUUGAAUCAGAUUUCUUGAAACUAGUUAUUCUUAUGCAAAAAAUGUUGAGGUCCUUGCAAAUUCAUACAACUGUGUCUGCCUUUUUUAUAAUUGGCUAGAGGUAUGAUCUGUACUUUAAUUUGAUAUCUAGAACCAGUAAGAAACUUGAAUUUUCAUUUUCUCUUGAAGAAUGUUACAGCCUUGAAUGUAAAAUCUUGAUCAUCAAAAAUGAAUUUUUCAUCAAUUAUAAAUGAUACCAUAUGUUUUGUAAUUCAUGGAAAUCAGCACUUUCAGAAAUUGAUGCCACUCUCAAGCUCAACCUUUUUUUCAAAUUUGUAGAUUGCAGCUUAGAGGCACAAUUUGUUAAACGCUAAGAAAAUAUAAAAUUUUCUUUUUUUAAAUGCAUUACCACUGUAGCAACACUAGAGGUGACUUUUAAAAAUCAGUACAUACAUAGAAAAAGUCCAGGUUCGAGCCUCGGUUCGGACACUGAUUUUUUUCGCCCCCUCCUGCUCUCCCAGCAGUAAUGGGUACCUGACUUCGAGUUGGGGAAGUAAAGGCGGUGUGGAAAGGAACUGGCCACCCUACCACAGUAUGCCGAAGACCCAGGAAGUUGUCUCACUAACAAGGCAAUCCCCAAUUCUGAAACCCAUUUUGUAAAUUGAGUGCUCUUGUGAUUAAAGAAUGAUUUAAGUCUAUUUCGUAUUAAAAAAGAAAAAGAAUUGCAUACUUGCAUUCCAUAGUGGGUACAAGUUAGUUCCUUCAUGCUGAUGGUCUCAGAAAAGAAUUCGAUAAUUCAUUGGCCCUUGUUUUGAAGAUUGAUUUUUUUGUUCACUUGCAGCAGCAGCAGCAGCAGCACUACUCUCACAUGAAUAAUUGUUUCACUCUUGUUCUUCCUCAUAUUGUUUAAAACAUAAGUAAAACAGGAAUUUUAGGAGAUUUAAUUGACCUCAGCAAUCAUAUGUCAUUAAGAACAUGCUCCCGAGAAUUAUUUCGGUAAGAAUGGAUGGUUUUGUCAAGAGGGAUUCGACUUUUCAAAUUACACUUUGAAGAGCCUUAAUCUCAUAUAAUAGUCAACUCUUCAGAAAUAGCACAAUAUAUGUAAGCACACAUUGUUAAAUAAGGGAUAGAUGAAUGAGUCCCUUCACCUAUGCCGAGCACACAAAGUACCCUAAGUGGACUCACACUGCCCUUUCCUUGUGACAUGCUGUUCUUGGCACUGUCCUUGUGUGCCCGUCUGUUCUUCCUCACAUGACAGCAUUUUCUGUUUCUGUAGCUUAUGAAGACAAAUAUUUUUUCAAAGCUUUUACAUCAUCUGAGCCAGUGCCUUGUCUAUACCCAUCAUCAUUGCCAGAAACGCUGUUGAUGCAUUUCUAUACAUUGCAAAGACCAAAGUACCUGUAUAUUCUGUAAUAUAUGAUUGUGUUUGUGUUCUGGUGCAGAGAGUUGAGAGUCAAGUGUGUGCACAGCUGGGGAAGAGAUCUGUGACAUAUUUAAAGGGCAAAAGUCGCAUGAUUGACGUAACUGUCUCAGGAAAAAUGUAUAACUCUGUAUUGUUUUGCUCUCUCCGUGAAACAGUGUCAAAUAAAGCUAGACCAUUUUUUCUGUGGCAGUCUCUUAAUUCCUUUAGGUAAAUUAAAACGGUCUUAAUUGUUGGUGUGAGCAGAUCUGGACAUACUUGGCUUUAAAUUGUUGGUGUGAGCAGAUCUGGACAUACUUGGCUUCAACUCUGUGUACAUUUUCAAAUUGCUGUACAGAAAUGAUGCACAAUUGUUACCAGUGUAGUAAUGUAUAUAGCUGCAUGCGUAUUGUAGUGGUACACUCCUGUCUGGUGCCUCUUUCUAGGCUGUUUUGUCACAUCCGAUGACUUGUUUUGGACACUUAGUUUUUCUGGAGAUUACCCUAUGUUCGGUCAGAUUUAGAAGAAUUAGUUGCACAUUAGUUCAGAAGCUGUUGGGGUUGUCACUUUUGUGGUGAUGGAUUCAGUGAGCUGCUGACAUCAGAUACUUUGUUCUCUGUUUGUUUCCCCUAUGUGUUCCGUAGAAGUAGGUCCUUCCAGUUCUUGAAUGUUGUAAGGUUUGCCCGAGGUCCAGUUGUCCCUGUAGCUAGAAUUCUUUACAAGAUUUUGUGUUAGAUUCUGGCUGUUGUAAGAUGAAGUGUGAGGGGGUAGACUCUCAUUGUUAUGUUGAAAGGAAUACAUGUACAUUGUUCCUUGAUGUAAACCUUGCUUGCUCUUAUUUAACAGAGGUGACUGCUCACACUGUUGUAGCCGUACAGACACAUAAGAAAAUGUUACGUAACUGGCGAAGCUUGUAUGUGAACAGUGCCAUUAAAAGACAAAGAUGCACAAAUACAAGCUUACUUUGGGUAAAUCUCUUGCUAGCUUUGAACAGACUGACAGAGAUGCGGAUGUACAACUUGAUAGUGGUAGAUCCAUUUAUAAGAUAUUUUGGAACUGCAACACGUAUUUGAAAAUCUCAUAUAAAACAAAAAUGUAACAAAAAGGCUGAGAGUAAAGAUUUUUUAGCUUAUCAGGGGGGUUUUUUAAGUGGGUUCAUUUUGCCCUUUUCAGGAGUAGCCUAAACCAUCUCUUUGAUCUUCUUUGCUCAUCAAUUCUGAUAUGUUAUCCCCUGUUCAUCUAAAUCACUUUGGUCAAGAGUGUUGAUCUCCUCCAACUUUGAACCGACUGAUGAGCAUUCUGUGGUCAGCUCCCACUACUUCUCUUUACUGUUUCUGUUAUAAUAGAAUCUGGUCCAGUUAUAUUUGUGGCUGCUAUAGUCCCCACUCACAACAAACUACAUUUGUUCAACACCACAGUUGACACCGGGUUCUAACUUUGGUUGAAGGAACAGUGUAGUUUUCUCACCUCUCCAGGUACAGUUACAUUAUGCACAACUGUUACAUUGAAUAGAAUUCAUCCUCAUAUUGAUUUUUGAUGCUUUCCCGGUUGGGGGACUUUGGGAGAAGUGUCUUUUUUUAUAACAGCAUUCCUUGAUUUAUUUAUUCUAUUUUUUGUGUGUGUAUAAUGUGUUCCUGGUGCAUUUGGUUUUCUGAAUUUGAAGUGAAGCUAUGAAAAAUGCUCGAAGAAACUUCUGGUAGAUCUGCACUUUGUACCCUGAAAGGAUGGAACUGUUUUGUUGCAUCCUUGAAGGACAUGAAAUAUGGAAUAUUGUUCUGUCUAUAGUAACUAAAAGAACAUGGACGUUAGUUUCAUGCCGACAAGCACAAAAUUAGUAGUUCUUUCAUACAUUUCAAUUUUGGAGACGUCUAUACAUAUAUGCAGAAAGUUGGUAGUUCUCAAAAUUCAAUAUUAACAAAAUAUUUGACAGGCUUGACUUUCAGUCGCGAUUACACUGUAAUCAAUUAGUAGACUAUAAUAUAAAUACUAGCAAGUGUUUCUUCAAUGACUAAAAGUGCAACAGUUUUCUCUUUUGUCCAUUGGCAUCUGUUUGUCAUAUGAGAUCUCUUUGAAAUGAAUAAAACAAGAAAGCAAUAACGUUUGACCCUCUGGUCUCCCCUGGGCCAGCAGUGAUGUUGCUGUAAAUGUCUACCUCUGGUUUUCAGUUAUUGUACUAGUAAAGAAAUGGCGCUAAUGACACGUUUAUUUUUAAAUGAUUACCUUGUACAUAUAUAUCAUGCUAGUUCUACUGUCUAAAUUAUUUUAUGUUCUGUGUUUAAAGACAAAUAAAGCUUUAAAGUAAUUGAA